CAUUUACCAUAAAACCAACUCACCGCCUUUGCUCUGCUUCCAUUUAUACGAAACAAAAACCACAGCGAGAAGGAAGAGAGCAGCGAAACCCAGCAGAGCUGCAGAGGAGAAGCGAUCCUGGAGAAAGUCCUCUAAACGACAGAAACCAGAACAGACCAGACGUAAAACAGGUCACCUUCAAUCACAAAGACACGUGUGACCUCAGCUACCCGCCUGAUGGAUUUGACCAGAGCACUGGUGCAGCUACACAUGACCCCGUGACUUUUCUCACACACACACACACGUCUGGUUUACUGGAGACCAAAUUGUCCCCAGUUCUGAGAGUGUGUGUUACAGGUUGUGUGUGUGUGUCCCUGUCCAUGUGCCCCUAAAGUCCUCUUCUAUAAAACUAUCCACCUGUGACCCUCCAUGCAGGUUUGGUUUGAGGACGCUCACCUGUGCAGACAGGUGGGAUGUGCUGGAUGAACAGCAGGAGGCCCGUUACGAUCCCGUCCAUCUGCCAAAUAAAAGAAACUCUGCAGCUGUGGGACCAAAAAGGGAAAUUUCACACUCCUUCUCCGUCCUUGUGAGAGUAACUUUGAGGGUGGGGGUGUUAAUGAAGCCUGGACUGAACAAGGCCAAGAACAGGUCUGGACUCGGCAGGAGGACACAGACGCGUCAGACCAGAGUCAGCGUCCCUCCUGAGGAGACAUCUGGACAAGCGGUGUUGGGGUUUGGAAUAACUUCGAGAUUAUUUAAUAAACUGAAACUUACAUUAAGUUCAGGCUGCAGCGGCAGAGGAAGCACCAGCAGAGAGUGGAGCAGCAGACCAGCACAGGCGAUCCAAGAGGUGAUCAGUUCUGUCGCCAUCAUCGCCGCCACUAUGAUGCUGAGUGUGUCUCUGUGUGUGUGGAUCGUUGUCGCCGUGACUCAGACAGCUGAUUCUCAAGAGGACGAGAACGCACCGAGUGUUCCAACAGAAGCUUUUCCAGAGACCGAACAGCCAGCAAUGGAUGGAACAGAGGGGGAUUAUUUUGCUGACUUCACCUGUUCUGAUGGAUUCACCAAGUACAGCACCCAGUGUCUCCUCUACGUUCCCCAAGCCAUGAGCUGGAAUGAAGCCAAGGAAAACUGCCAGUCCAUGGGAUCUUCCCUCGCUUCAGCCUUCUCAGGCUUUCAAGCUUCAGAGGUCCACCUUGAGAUGAAACGAGCAGGAGACACAUCUGGAAAAGUCUGGGUUGGAGGCCACAAAUCUCCCGAGGACGUUAACUGGUCCUGGGAUGGCGCCUCCUACUUCAACGGGGUUGGUGACUUUUGUGGUGAAGAACCCCAUGAGAACAACUGUCUGGAGAUAACUGCUGAUGACGACUCGGCCUGUCUGAGUGACACGGACUGUGACACGAAGCUCCCGUCAGUCUGUGGGAUCAUCCUGAUGUAACGGACAUCUGCAGCAUCCCCAGCUCCUGCUCCUCUAAAAUAGAAAACUCACACUUCUCCCUGUUUCUCCUGUAUUGCUGCUCCUUUGCUGUAGUGCUAAUCUAGUCCCACUGGAGUUUAGGUGGAUUUCAAGCUUCUGCAACAACCUAGUUAUUAAAAUGCUUCCAGCUCA
Nothobranchius furzeri (turquoise killifish) is the source of this 1588-nucleotide messenger RNA. The record is from RefSeq and is a predicted model, not a curated record. Lineage: Eukaryota; Metazoa; Chordata; Actinopteri; Cyprinodontiformes; Nothobranchiidae.